GGAAGCACAAUCGGUUUAGGAAAGGGCUGGUAUGUGAGUCAGCUUAGAUAUUAGCAGGAAGAAAAAUGACAGAACUGUUGGCUGGGGUUUAUCCUGGUUGUGCGUUGGUGAUACCAUGGUCCUCCUCCCUUCUCUUUCUAGUGGCGCUGCCAUCUGCAGCUAGGCUAGCACAGCGCAUCGUGCGUCACAAGAUCGACCGGACGUCGGUUGAGGCUUCAUGAGCGAUUGGUAAUCCCAUCUCUUGCCUCGCCAUGCGCCGACAUGAUGGGGCUGGUUGUUAGGAGACGGCGCGGCAGACAAGGUCGCGUCGACAAAACGGGACGAGCUAACACGGCAGAAUGUCUCAGCUUGGCAAGUGAUGCCGUACGACUGUUGCCACAGGAUCGUGAUCGAGUGUACGGUGGCAGUCGGUCGAUGAGAUGGGGGGGUUGCAGGGCGAUGCGGCAGAUUGACGGGAGCUGUGUUCCUUUCGAUGCGCCAUGGGUCGGUUGUGCCCCCUCUCCUGUGUCUCUGGUGUGCCGCACGGCUUGUACUGUGAUAUGCUGCAUCGUGACUGUGUCCGCCUCGCUUUGCGUUGUGUCACAACGAUCUCCAGCGAUCUUCCCUGGAGACAACACAACCCAACACAUGGCGGCAUCAGGCUGUCUGUCAGUGUGUCCGGCCGAGCCGUUGGGUCUUGACAUGGCCGCGGUGAAAGUUUUGGUUGGGCUCUGCUCACCUAGCCGGUUAGCCACAGAUGUGACAAGUAGGCAGAAGAGUGAUGGUAACUGUGAGGGAUGCGGAUGUUGUGUCACGACCUUGACGGCGAGGAAAAGAGACAACCGCCGGAGACACGGCUCGCAGCGGUUGCAGCCAAGUCGGUCGGGGCCUUCGCGCGGCCGCUCUCCGUUUCUCCUCGGCGGAGAUUUGGAGCCUGGCCGCUACCGACUGGAAUAAGACCCCCAGAAGGCCAUGUUGCUCGACCUACCCAGACGAGGCAGGGGUUUCUGAAACGAAAGGUUUGUUGUCUAAUUUUUAAUUUCAGGGUGCCAGUGACAAUAACUG
Molecule: messenger RNA, 1044 nt
Organism: Chaetomium fimeti
Lineage: Eukaryota; Fungi; Ascomycota; Sordariomycetes; Sordariales; Chaetomiaceae
Exons: 1
Coding region: 262-936 (224 amino acids)
Source: RefSeq, a predicted model, not a curated record